This is a messenger RNA of Paramisgurnus dabryanus, 3368 nucleotides long. RefSeq names its product gamma-aminobutyric acid (GABA) B receptor, 2 (gene gabbr2). The record is from RefSeq and is a predicted model, not a curated record. Gene Ontology annotation, molecular function: G protein-coupled GABA receptor activity. Gene Ontology annotation, cellular component: membrane; G protein-coupled receptor heterodimeric complex. NCBI's taxonomy places the organism in Eukaryota, Metazoa, Chordata, Actinopteri, Cypriniformes, Cobitidae. Gene Ontology annotation, biological process: G protein-coupled receptor signaling pathway; gamma-aminobutyric acid signaling pathway.
AGCGCGCGAAAGUAGUGAAGCGCUCGAGCAGCAUCACCGAGCUCAGUCGCUGGGGUAGUCGCACGGAUAUCCUCCCUCGGAUUGCUUUUACACACCAGUUUCGACCUCACCUAUACGAUUUUUACGCAAACAGUUUGCGGAUAGGGAUGCCACUCUUGUGUCAACUGCUUGGAUUAUAUUUGGGUGUUGAAAUUGCAUUCGCAAUUGCGUAAAAGAGCCUUCCACACCUUUGCGUAACGUAGAGACGUAGGAUUGUCUUUUGCGCAGUUGGUUGUGUUUUGAGAAGAGGUAUCGGACUGAAUGUAACAAGGACCAGUUUGGAUCGCAAAAGAAGAACCAGCAUAGUUUAUAAGACCAUCUGCGUCUGGGCACCCUUUGGUUUUACGCAUCUCAAUUGGGUGCGCAGGAAUUACUGCACUGGACCGUCCUCGAGAUCGAGCGCGCGCCACACCGCAAACACUGCAGCUCAACCCAUCUAAUGCCUGUGUUUAGGUGAAAACCUAAAGAUUGCCAUGCCAGGACAGUGAGAAGGCAGAUACUUGUUCUUCCUGUACGGUAGCAUGGCUCCGUCCCGGAGGGACUGCAGAUGUGAGAUGAUCUUGCUGUCGGGAUGCCUACUCCUGUUCGUCUUGGGAUUUCGACCCGCAUUGGCGAAGGUUUGCAACGAUUACACGAGGCACGGCCUGGACAACAACUGGUACAUGAGGGACGGUGAGAAGUUGCCAAUCAUGGUCCUGAUGCCGAUGAACGAGUCGGCGCUGAUGAGCAGCAUCAGUCAAGGCAUCGAGCCUGCCGUCCAGCUGGCCAUCCAACACAUACGAGAGUCCAGACAGUACUCAUUCUCACUCAUCACCAAAAUAUACGACACUGAGUGUGACAAUGCAAAGGGAUUGCGGGCCUUCUUUGAUGCAAUCUGCUACGGUCCAAAGCAUUUGAUGAUCUUUGGAGGAGUUUGUCCAUCAGUGACUUCAAUCAUCGCUGAAUCUUUAGAGGGUUGGAACCUCGUACAGCUUUCUUUUGCGGCCACAACUCCUGUGCUGGCAGACAAGAAGAAGUAUCCAAAUUUCUUCAGGACGGUCCCUUCAGACAAUGCUGUGAACCCCGCUGUGGUUAAGUUUCUCAACUAUUACAAUUGGAGCAGAGUGGGAACCCUGACCCAAGACGUUCAGCGCUUUUCUGAGGUGCGUAAUGAUUUGACCAAUGAGCUGGAGAAGGCAGACAUCCAGAUUGCAGACACAGAGAGUUUCUCUAAUGAUCCCUGUGUGAAUGUGAAGAAACUAAAGGACAAUGAUGUCCGGAUCAUUAUUGGUCAGUUUGAUGAAAAUCUCGCCUCUAAAGUUUUCUGCUGUGCAUAUAACUUGAACAUGUAUGGCAGUAAGUAUCAAUGGAUCAUCCCAGGAUGGUAUCAGGGGAACUGGUGGGAGCAGGCAAACUCCACCAAUUGCACCACUAAGAAACUGCUAACUGCUAUGGAGGGUUACAUCAGCGUGGAUUUUGAGCCCCUCAGUGCCAAACAGAUUAAAGGAAUAUCAGGAAGGACACCACAAGAGUAUGCGAGAGAAUACAAUCGUGAGAGAGAGCAGAAAGGGGUGGAGGCCAGCAAGUUUCAUGGCUUCGCGUAUGAUGGCAUCUGGGUGAUAGCGAAGACCCUCACCCGUGUCAUGGAGCUUCUCAGCAAUAAGGAGAGGCAUGACAUGUACCACAACUUCACAGUGGAUGAUCGUGAGGUGGGCAAGAUGGUUUUGGAUGUGAUGAACGAGACCAACUUCUUUGGAGUGACGGGUCAGGUGAUGUUCAGGAACGGAGAACGCAUGGGGACCAUAAAGUUCACCCAGUUUCAAGAGGGUCAUGAGGUGAAGGUGGGCGAGUACAAUGCCAUCGCGGAUGUACUGGACCUUAUUAACCACACCAUCAGAUUCCAAGGUGUGGAACCACCGAAGGAUCGGACGUUUGUGCGUCUGCAGCGCCGGCAAAUAAACGUCCCCCUCUACAGCAUCCUGUCUACCAUCACUAUACUGGGCAUGCUGAUGGCUGGAGCUUUCCUGUUCUUUAACAUCAAGAACCGGAACCACAGGCUGAUCAAAAUGUCGAGUCCCUAUAUGAACAACCUAAUCAUUCUGGGAGGGAUGCUGUCGUACGCCUCCAUCUUCCUCUUUGGUCUGGAUGGAUCCUUUGUGUCAGACAAGGAAUUUGAGACCCUCUGCACUGUCCGUACAUGGAUCCUCAUUGUGGGUUACACAACAGCUUUUGGUGCAAUGUUUGCAAAGACCUGGAGAGUGCAUGCCAUCUUCAAGAACGUAAAGAUGAAGAAAAAGAUUAUCAAGGACCAGAAGCUCUUUAUCAUCGUGGGUGGGAUGUUACUGAUUGAUUUGUGCAUCCUCAUAUGCUGGCAGAUCGUGGAUCCCCUGAAGCGAACUGUGGAAGAGUACAGCUUGGAGGCGGAUCCUCAGGGACGAGACAUCGCUAUCCGGCCCUUCCUGGAACACUGCGAGAACACGCACAUGACCAUUUGGCUGGGGAUUGUCUAUGCCUACAAAGGCCUCCUUAUGUUGUUUGGAUGCUUCUUGGCGUGGGAGACCAGAAACGUGAGCAUUCCAGCCCUGAAUGACAGCAAGUACAUCGGCAUGAGUGUUUACAACGUGGGCAUCAUGUGUAUCAUCGGGGCAGCCGUGUCCUUCCUGACCCGGGAUCAGCCUAACGUGCAAUUCUGCAUCGUGGCACUGGUCAUUAUUUUCUGCAGCACCAUCACGCUAUGUCUGGUGUUUGUGCCAAAAUUUGUCACGAUGCGAACAAACCCGGAUGCUGCUACCCAAAACCGGAGGUUAAAGUUUACUCAGAACCAGAAGAAAGAAGAUUCUAAGACUUCAACUUCAGUAACUAGUGUUAACCAGGCCAACACGUCUCGUCUGGAUGGAUUACAGACAGAUAAUCACCGUCUCCGAAUGAGAAUCACAGAGUUGGAUAAGGAACUAGAAGAGGUUACAAUGCAACUGCAGGACACUCCAGAAAAAACUCCAUACAUUAAACAAAACCACUAUCAAGAAGUCAGCAAUAUCUUGAGCAUACGCAACUUCACGGAUGGCAAAGAUGGAGAGAAAUCUCUGAAGAACCAUUUAGAGCAAAAACCUCAGGCUCAGUGGGGAUCUAUGGAUCCAUCUAGGAUAAGCAGAGGUCCAUUAGAAGACAUCAACUCACCAGAACACAUACAGCGCAGACUGUCUCUGCAGCUGCCCAUCCUGCACCACGCCUAUCUGCCCUCCAUAGGGGGUGUGGAUGCGAGCUGCAGCAGUCCCACGGGCAGCCCGUCCUCCAGCCCCCGUCACAGACACAUGCCCCCUUCCUACAGGGUUAUGGUCUCCGGCCUGUGA